AUGCGUCUUCUCCAUCGACGUCAGAACAAGAAGAAAUAUCUGCCUCCUCUUCCUGGCCCCGAAGACAACCAAGACACGCUCGCUUUAUCAACACCACUGCUGCCUAUUCGCAAUUUUUCCUACCCUGCCGCAGCGCUCCAAACCCCACCAAACACCUUCCUACAACCCGUUUCUCAAUCAGCCAGCCGCCCUCCUGUGGACGACGCUUUUCAAAACCCCCACACGAAGGCGCGACCUUCCAGACCAGGUGGAGGCAUCGAAACCUCCUUUUCCUGGGCCUCCUCUUAUAUUCCCUUGCGAGGGGAAGAACUUCUCGUUUUCGCAAAUCUCGAGCCAUCAACUUCAAUCAGUGGACCAGAGGCGUUUGCCUACGUCAGACAGACUUCCGACAACGCGAGAGAUACGAGUCAAAACCAGCACCCCGGUGAAGGAUCACUGUCCCGGGCUUCUAGAACAUCGUCUAGGACUGCGAACAGUGUUCCAUUCAAGAACGCAUUUCCCAGAAAGCGCCUUCCGUUCCGGCACAAAUUCGCUACACCUGCCGAUCUGUCGCCCGCCUAUCCACACUCGCCUAGCUCACCACGACCGGCAUCCAGCUCAGGUGUGGCAGCUGUCGACACGAGAACACCUCUGCACAAAAUUGGUCUGGCUGUAGACGAAGAGGACAAUCAUCCGGGCACGCUGCUUGAGCUUGACGACGACGACGACGACAACGAAGACGAAAUGGGUCUCAGACGCAGAAUCUCGGAGAUGGACUUGAGAAUGUCCCCUCCGAGACGUAUGUUGUCAGACCAGUCGCAGCAAUCUGACUUCAGCACCUCAGCUGCCAGUAUCAGUGGAAACACAGUGAAAUCGAAACCAGAGGAGAAGCAGAAGGCUAAGGAUGGGAAAACCCGCUGGAUGAACCAACUGAAGGACUGGUUCAGUGUCGGCGAGCCAUCCUCUCAAGACUGGAAACAGUUGAAAAAACAGGAGUUCCACAGACAUGGGGUUGCCAUGAAUGACCCCAACGCAAGCGCAAAGCUGCACGCCCCCAUAGGGGCAAUUCCCGAGGAGGCCAUCAAGCCAUCUAGUGGCCCUGACCCCGAGACUCUUGCCAAGAAGCGAGCUGCGAAUCGCAAGAAGCUUCCCCGAGCGUACAGCGGGUGCGAGAGAACCUCGGGGUCUAUCUCUUCUGAGUCGUCCACAAACAGCAAGGAGGUUAACCCAAUUGCGCCGUGGGCGUAG
This is a messenger RNA of Colletotrichum destructivum, 1227 nucleotides long. RefSeq lists its product as uncharacterized. The record is from RefSeq and is a predicted model, not a curated record. Lineage: Eukaryota; Fungi; Ascomycota; Sordariomycetes; Glomerellales; Glomerellaceae. The coding region runs from base 1 to 1227 and encodes 408 amino acids. The transcript is spliced from 2 exons.